AUGGAAGACGACUGUGAAGUUUUAACUGCUGAGAAUGAAGACGAACAUGAUCCACUUAUUGCUGAAAUCGACAUCCACUUAACACGUUUAUUUGCUGACCAACUCUAUUUGUUUCAAUAUCCACUUCGUCCCAACCAUCUCCAAUAUGAACACAAUGCCACGUUCAUCGGUGCACGUGUCAAACCUAAGAAUAAACUCGUUCAACUAGAUUAUGUUCUCGACACUCAAUCGAGUUUUCAUUGCAAAACAAAAGAAUCAACAAGUAUCGAAAAUUGGACCACAGCAUCAUCUGCAACUGCGACAAACUCUACUGAGAAAAUCAGCUCGUUUGAUCGUUUAACAUUAUCGUCAACUAACCUGACAGCGGGCGAUAAUUAUAAACGUUUUACUGUCGGCCUUCUCACGCCCAAUGGCAUUCAGUUAUCUCCAUUGAAUGCCGUCUUUCAACUACGGCCAGAUUUUGACUCGACUUCAUCUGUUCUCGUUCAACAAUCGAUCUCACUCAAUGAUGAUGACGAAGAAAAUGAUCCAAAUUUCCCUAAACAAUCAAAUUCGAAUACGGACGAUACGACAACAGAUGAGGAAACCAAUGACAAACACAUGAAUGAACUUGUGACGAUGAAAUUCUGGCGACCAGAAGGUCGUCUACAACGUGAGAAGAAGCUGCGCUCUUACAAUUAUAUCGAGCGUGCACGAAACGAAGAACGAUGGAUCGAUUUCGCAUAUUAUUCAUCGAAUGAAUUACAGUCAAGUGAAUUGAUUCGUAGAUGGUUUCAAAUGGAUGACAUUGAACGGAAUCGAUUGCCUAUCCGAUGGAGAAAAACAAUACCUAUUCAUGACUAUUUUCAAAUCUUAUUUUUCGGUACACAAUCCUCGCUCGAACUUUCCGUUGAAAAAGAGCAAAGUCAAAUGGAAUCAAAUAAUAGUACAGAACAAAAACCAUUGAUUGUCCCGCCGACCAAGCCAAAAAAGAAGAAAAAAACUGAAACAAAGAAAAGUUCGACGACAAGAAAAAGCCGAAGUCGAAGUCGAAAAUCGACUGAUUCUAUUCCGACAUUGAAUUCUGAGCAGCAACAGCAAUCUCAAUUAUCAACGACGAGCACUCCCCUAUCGUCUGUAUCUUUACCCAACACCAUAAUCAAACAAGAUCCCGAAACAAUACAGAAUGAACUAUUAUCGUUUAUGAAACGACGUUUUGGUUAUCGACCAUAUUUUAAAUUCAGUGAAAUUAAUAUCGCAAUAAAACUUGAAUUGAUCUCAUCACCACCUGGACAUCCACUUGCAUCAGGAGUUACCGAAGCGAGUAUACUCCGAGCAGCUGCUGGAAUCGGAGCUAUUUAUGUGAAUAAAAAGUGGCCAAAAAAUCUCAAACAGGAACCGGUUUUCAUCAAUGCUCAAAUGGGCGAUAAAUAUGAUGUGCUUCGUCGUUACGUCGCUGAACUACUAGAGAAAUGCGAUAGUUUUCAAUUUACGGAAUUGCGCUCCCGAAUCAAACAAGAAAAUCAAACCCAACAAUUUCCCGUGCACGAAGUGAAAAAAUUCGUUAAAGAUCAUUGUAUCGCUCGUUCUUCACGUAAAGGUGUACUCUACUGUGUAAAAGGCACGUUGGUCAAGUAA
Adineta ricciae is the source of this 1617-nucleotide messenger RNA. Lineage: Eukaryota; Metazoa; Rotifera; Eurotatoria; Adinetida; Adinetidae. The record is from the annotation of a GenBank genome assembly.